Lolium perenne is the source of this 1890-nucleotide messenger RNA. RefSeq names its product digalactosyldiacylglycerol synthase 2, chloroplastic. Gene Ontology annotation, cellular component: chloroplast outer membrane. Gene Ontology annotation, biological process: galactolipid biosynthetic process. Gene Ontology annotation, molecular function: digalactosyldiacylglycerol synthase activity. The record is from RefSeq and is a predicted model, not a curated record. NCBI's taxonomy places the organism in Eukaryota, Viridiplantae, Streptophyta, Magnoliopsida, Poales, Poaceae.
UGCACCCGGCACUCAUCUCCCUCCUCCCCUCUGCCCUUCCUCUCCAACCGCGGCGCCACCCAUCGCACAGCAGCCGCGUGCGGUGGGGUGGUUCCGCGCAGCAAUGGCGAGGAGGCAGCACAUCACGAUAUUCACCACGGCGAGCCUGCCGUGGAUGACCGGCACCGCCGUCAACCCCCUGUUCCGCGCGGCCUACCUCGCCAAGGCCGGGGAAUGGGAGGUUACGCUGGUGGUGCCGUGGCUCUCAAAGGGGGACCAGGUGCUGGUUUAUCCUAACAAGAUGAAAUUCGGCUCGCCGGCGGAACAAGAGGGCUAUGUGCGGCGGUGGCUUGAGGAGCGGACCGGGCCGUUGCCGAGGUUCAACAUAAAUUUCUAUCCCGCCAAGUUCUCUACGGAUAAAAGAAGCAUUCUACCUGUUGGGGAUAUAACCGAGACCAUAUCUGAUGAGAGAGCAGAUAUUGCAGUUCUAGAAGAGCCAGAACAUCUUACAUGGUACCAUCAUGGACGGAGGUGGAAAACCAAAUUCCGUAAAGUUAUAGGUGUUGUUCACACCAAUUAUCUGGAAUACGUGAAGAGGGAGAGAAAUGGGUACCUUCAGGCAUUUCUCUUAAAAUAUAUCAAUUCUUGGGUCACCGACAUCUAUUGCCAUAAGGUUAUAAGAUUAUCGGCAGCAACUCAGGAAGUCCCCAGAUCUGUAAUUUGUAAUGUUCAUGGCGUGAAUCCCAAAUUUAUUGAAAUUGGCAAAUUAAAGCAUCGGCAGAUUUCUCAAGGAGAUCAUUCAUUCUUCAAGGGUGCAUAUUAUAUUGGAAAGAUGGUCUGGAGUAAAGGUUACACAGAGCUGCUCCAGCUGCUUCAGAAGCACCAAAAGGAAUUGUCUGGACUCAAGAUGGAGCUGUAUGGCAGUGGAGAAGAUUCUGAUGGAGUUAAAGCAGCAGCUGAGAAACUCAGUCUAGAUGUCAGAGUCUAUCCUGGUCGCGACCAUGCAGAUUCAAUAUUUCAUGACUACAAGGUUUUCAUAAACCCAAGCACAACAGAUGUAGUUUGCACUACAACUGCAGAGGCGUUGGCGAUGGGAAAGAUCGUGAUCUGUGCAAACCAUCCUUCAAACGAGUUCUUCAAAAGGUUUCCGAACUGCCACUUGUACAGCACCGAGAAAGAGUUUGUGAGACUAACCAUGGCAGCGCUGGCGGGAGAGCCAGUUCCACUGUCAGAGGAAAUGAGACACGAGCUUUCCUGGGAGGCAGCGACAGAGAGGUUUGUCAGGGUUGCUGAUAUCGCACCAGCCACGCCCACGAAGGCACAUCCUCCCUCUUCACAGCGUUUUAUGUACAUCAACCCGGACGAGGUGAAGAAGAACAUGGAGGAGGCAUCGGCGUUUGUCCAUAAUACAAUCUCUGGGUUUGAGGCUGCCCGCUGGGUGUUUGGUGCGAUACCGAAUAGCCUGCAGCCCGAUGAGCAGCAGCGCAAGGAGCUUGGCUGGAGGCCUCACCAGGGGCUAUAGCCUCCUUUGAUGCUGCUGACAUCGACGGUGCAAUCAGGACUAAUCGCAGUCCAGUUGGUUGGGCUCAGGGAACUAACUCAGGAACAGAAACAUCUGUUUGCUCCAAAAGGAUUACAACUUGACAGGCCCUUGUUCUGACUUUCUGGUAUUGGUGGAACUGCAAUUUCAUCUGACGCAUCAUAUCUGGCGGUAAUUGUACAGUGUACAGCAGGUGAAGUGCUCUUGUAAACGAGAAAGUUGAAACCCUCGACGACGCUGUGGUCUGGUCGUCAUGUAGCACGUGUGCUCUGUAACAUGUGACAACAACUGCCGUGUAAAGCUGCUCUUGUUUCGCAACAUUCUCUGUGUUGCUGUUCCUUGUCUACUUGAAAAAGUCUUGUGUAUUUUCA